AUGGGCAACCUCACUAUCUUCACAGAAUUCCUCCUCAUGGACAUUUCAAACUCUUGGGAGCUACAAAUUUUGCAAGGUCUGUUAUUCUUAUUGAUUUACUUAGGAGCUCUGGCUGGAAAUCUUCUGACCAUUACCGCCAUUGUGACAGACCCAAACCUUCAUUCUCCAAUGUACUUUUUUAUAAGCAACUUAUCCCUCAUAGACUUUUGCUGCAUCUCAGUCAGUGUUCCCAAACUAAUUGUGAAUUCUCUGAUGGGCAGUAAGACCAUCUCACUGAAAGAAUGUGCUGCUCAGAUUUUCCUAUACAUUUUCUUUGCAUCUAUAGAGCUUGCUUUCCUUGUGCUCAUGUCCUAUGACCGCUAUGUUGCCAUUUGCCACCCUCUGCACUAUGGGCUGACCAUCACCCCGCAUUUGUGCACACAGGCAGCAGGUGGGUCAUGGCUCACUGGGCUGGUCUAUUCUGCCAUCCACACUGGGAACAUGUUCAGACUUCCCUUCACAAAAUCCAAUGUGAUCAACCAAUAUUUUUGUGAUGUGCCUCAAGUUAUGAGAAUAUCAUCUCCAGAGGUUCAGUUUUCUGAAUCUGUCAUCCUUGCAUUAAGUGCUUGUAUUGUCUUGGCAUGUUUUACUUAUAUGGUUAUGUCAUAUAUAAAUAUAUUUUCAAAUGUCCUUAAGAUCCAUUCAGUGGAAGCCCGGAACAAAGCCUUAUCCACAUGUACCCCACAGUUGCUAAUUCUUCUUUUGUUUGUAAUUUCUGGAUUGAUUGCUGUCUUGGGUCCUAUUGCAAAUAAAGCAUCUCUUAAAAAUCUGCUGACAGCCAUGUUCUACACUAUGUUGCCCCCAUUCAUAAACCCCAUCAUCUACAGUCUGCGGAACAGGGAGAUAAACACUGCUCUAGGCAGAAUGUUUAGCAGAUUCUUGGAAUUCCCAAGCAGGCAUUUUAUUGAGUAA
Messenger RNA from Manis pentadactyla (Chinese pangolin), 951 nucleotides. RefSeq names its product olfactory receptor 14I1-like. Gene Ontology annotation, biological process: G protein-coupled receptor signaling pathway. The transcript has a single exon. NCBI's taxonomy places the organism in Eukaryota, Metazoa, Chordata, Mammalia, Pholidota, Manidae. Gene Ontology annotation, cellular component: membrane. Bases 1 to 951 code for a protein of 316 amino acids. Gene Ontology annotation, molecular function: olfactory receptor activity; odorant binding; G protein-coupled receptor activity. The record is from RefSeq and is a predicted model, not a curated record.